AGCACGACGAGCCGUGCUACUGGCGCUUGACGCGGGUGCGGCCCGACUACACGGCGCAGAACUUGGAUCACGGGAAGGCCUGGGGCAUCCUGACCUUCAGAGGGAAGACGGAGAGCGAGGCCCGGGAGAUCGAGCAGGUCAUGCACCAUGACUGGCGGGUGGUGCCCAGGCAUGAGGAGGCGGCCUUCACUGCGUGCACAGCCCGGCCCCAGCACACGCUGCACUCCGUGCCCUACCCGCCUCUCCUGCGGGCCAUGAUUCUGGCAGAACGACAGAAAAACGGGGAUACCAGUACCGAGGAGCCGCUGCUGCAUCUGGAGGGAAUGCGUGUGGAUCCCUGGGACUACCCUGCAAAGCAGGAGGCCAAGAGAAAGGCCAGGGGCACUCCCGUCUGAGAUACAGGACAGGGCUGCCUGAGGACUGGAAGGCGCAGGGGCGUGGUCCUGAUGGAGAAUAUAUCUGAGAGUGGGCAGCAGGUGGCCUGGGGGCUACCGUGCUGGAUCCCAACUGUGUGGUUGGAGGGCCCACCUAGCCACAGGCCAGGCACAUGUGCUGAGGAGACUGAGGACGGAUCGUCGCCUUGGUGGGUGACCUCACUUUCCUUCUGUCACUAUGAGCACACACACCCUGUAACUUAAGGGGGGAGGGCGAGAGAGUGUCUCUGGGUGAUCCUGGAGUCGGCCCCCUGCGCCCUGAGAUCCCACCAUCCCUGCUGCCCCACCCUCAGCUGUGUGUGGCCACUCAGGAGGGACUGCUGGGCAGGCCAGCAAAUGUGGACCCAGUGCUGGCACCUUCGCACUUCUGGGCUGCCCCCUACCCCCACGGUGGCCUCCACCCACGUCCAGGCUGCAGCUGCUUGUGAGAAUAAAGACCACGACCGAG
Molecule: messenger RNA, 882 nt
Organism: Tupaia belangeri chinensis (Chinese tree shrew)
Lineage: Eukaryota; Metazoa; Chordata; Mammalia; Scandentia; Tupaiidae
Gene: MRPS34
Product: mitochondrial ribosomal protein S34
Cellular component (GO): mitochondrion
Molecular function (GO): structural constituent of ribosome
Source: RefSeq, a predicted model, not a curated record